UCCACCUUUCGGCUGGAUCCACCGCUCAGCGGAUAAAAACCAGCCCUCCCCCCCCCCGCCCUUCUCCAGGUCCGCAGUUCGGAUCCGGCCACCCAGCCCGGGACGUCGCAGCCUUUCGCCUCCUCUUUCGCUCCGGGUCUUUGGGGGGUUUUCCCACCUGCUUCUCCCUUCCUCUUCCUGGCAGACAGACGCCCCGCUUUCUCCAGCCAGGCAGGAAGCUGCAGCCGGAGGAGCCAUGGCGGGCACCGUGGUGAAGGUGGACGGGACCGAGGUGAAGGUGGACGGGACCGAGGUGGCCGUGAAGGGUCCGGAGGGGACCACCAUCAACAUCACCCUCCGCCAGGAGUCCGGCCUGGCUUCCCUGUUCAGAGGGGUGGCGGCCCUGAGUCUCCGCAAAGCGGCGGCCAAUGACGCCGGCGAGGCUCCCCGCGCCCCCCGCCCGGCCGGGGGGGAGCAGAAAGUCUUGGGGGGAGCCCAGAUCCUGCUCGGUGCUGUCUGCAUCGGCCUCGGCCUGGCGCUGAGCAUGGUUGCGCCCAACAGUGAGCUACCCUACUACUACAAGUGGUCAAUCUAUAACGGAGUCCCUUUCUGGAUGGGCGGCCUGUUCAUCCUCUCCGGCACCUUCUCGGUGGUGGGCGCACGACACGGCAGCUACUGGGUCCACCUGGCCACCUUCUUCAACCUGGGCAGCGUCGUGGCCGGCUCGGUGGCCUUCGUGCUGGGCUUGACGGAGUUCGCACCCCUCGCCUACGAACCCUACUUCGUUGAGCAACUCUGCAAGCACAGAGCGGAGGACCGGGGUUACCGCUCGUGGCAACCGACCACCAGACCUCCGUACGACGACGAGAGGGACCAAGAGCGGGCCACGGAGUGCCAGGAGGCUCUCUUGGGGUUCGUGCGCAUGUGGAGCAGCACCCAGAUCCUCCUGCUCAUCGUGCACGUCGUCGCCCUGGCCACCGCCCUCUUCUGCUUCGGAUACGGCCUGCGCCGCCUGUGCUGCUCCUGCUGGGGGGGCUGGCAGGACUACGUGGCCCUGGGGGACCCAGACGACUCUCCUACGCCCGGGGAUCCGGGCAAAGAGCAGAGCCCUGCCUGAGGGGCAUGGAGGGAAGACCCCCUACCCCCGCUGGCCUUUGGCUCUUCCCCGGGACCAAAUAGCAGCUGAAGCACUUCCCAGCAGCCGGUCCCGAAGUCAAGAUACUCCGAAGUUACCCACCGCUUUUCACGCGAGCAGACUCCUCCUGCACACCCAGUGAAUAAAAAAAAAGUAGCUUUUCUGGA
Messenger RNA from Crotalus tigris (Tiger rattlesnake), 1281 nucleotides. RefSeq lists its product as uncharacterized. The transcript has 7 exons. Gene Ontology annotation, cellular component: membrane. The coding region runs from base 236 to 1096 and encodes 286 amino acids. Lineage: Eukaryota; Metazoa; Chordata; Lepidosauria; Squamata; Viperidae. The record is from RefSeq and is a predicted model, not a curated record.